Molecule: messenger RNA, 1227 nt
Organism: Paraglomus occultum
Lineage: Eukaryota; Fungi; Glomeromycota; Glomeromycetes; Paraglomerales; Paraglomeraceae
Source: the annotation of a GenBank genome assembly
AUGUCAUACGACGAUCCACACGGGCUUCCAGCGCUCGAUUACAACACAACACUUGUUCCAAAGAGCCACUGCUCGACAUUUUUUUCAUUCAACUUGCACUUUGAUCAACCAACAGGCCCGUCACGGAACCUUACGACAAUUGAACUUUGCACGAUAUCAUCCGCUUAUGCUCAGACUGUUAAACCGAAUUUGCUUCUCGCGUGCAGCGAUCCUUUCAUGGAUCAGCUUGCCAAGAAAUAUCAUCCAGACACGAACAAAAGCCCUGAUGCAAAAGAAAAGUUUGUACAGAUUCAAGAAGCUUAUGGUGUACUCUCGGAUGAAGAAAAGCGAGCGCAAUAUGAUCAAUUUGGAUCUUCGUUUACUGGCGAUGGGCCAACAGGAGCAGGGGGUUUCCCGGGUGCUAAUUUUGGAAACUUUGCAGGAUUUGGACCGGAAGACUUUAUGAACCAAUUCUUUGGUGCUACUGGUAAUACAUUCAACAGAGGUGCAUUUGCGAGAGGAGAUGAUAUUGAGACAGUCAUAACGGUUCCAUUUAUGGAAGCUGUUAAGGGAGGACGACGGGAGAUUACUAUCGAGCACGUCGCCCUUUGCACAAAUUGUAAAGGGUUCGGAACAAAGAACGCGCAGAAACCAGAAAAAUGCUCUACAUGCGGCGGUACAGGUCUACAGUGGACUGCCGUCGCCAGCGGAUUUCAUAUGCAAAGUACGUGUAAAGAUUGUAGAGGCAAAGGUCGCAGAAUACGCCCGGAUAACAAAUGUCUUGUGUGCAACGGUCUUGGAAGAGUAAGAGAGAAAAAAUCAAUAUUCGUGGAUAUUCCUGCAGGAGUGGAUGACGGGAUGAGCAUAAAAAUUGCCCGGGAAGGCGAUGUUCCAUUAGAUGUAGAUGGCCCGCCGGGGAAUUUGUACGUAAGAAUCCAAAUAAGACCUUCGAGCAUAUUCAAACGUCAGGGUUCUACCAUAUUAGUAGAUGCCGAAGUCCCAUUUCAUACAGCAAUACUGGGAGGAUACAUUCGCAUACCGACAGUUGAUGGUGACGUAGAAGUUAAAGUCCCGUCGGGAACGCAGCCUGGUCAGCAGGCUGUAUUGAAAGGGCGAGGUGUUCGUAAGGUCAACACGCAGUCUCGUGGAGAUCAAAUAGUCGCAUUUAAGGUGACAGUACCAAAGAAAUUGACACCGAAACAACGACAGUUGAUAGAAGAAUAUGCCAAGACCUCGAGUGACACUUAG